UUAGAUACGAGAAACGGCGAGACAUUUCAUCAUCUUUUCAUGAGGAGCAAAGAACAACACUGACUGUCUCUCUGUCCUUUUUCAAGCAAUUCUGACAGUUAUCUCGGAGAUAGCGGUAUAGAGCUGCCAUGCCAACCAUAGGAGUAAACAGAGAUCUCCUUUUCGAGAGGCUCGGACGGACGUACACUGAAGAGGAGUUUGAUGAGCUAAUGUUUGACUAUGGACUGGAACUGGAUGAAGUGACUUCAGAGAAGGCCAUGUUGGAGAAAGAGCAGGGUGUGACGGCACAGGGGGCGUCUGAAGCCAUCAUCUACAGGAUAGAGAUACCUGCCAACAGAUACGACUUACUGUGUUUGGAAGGACUGGUGAGAGCCUUACUAGUUUUCAAAGAAAAACAGAAGGCCCCCAGGUACAAGGCUAUCCCCCCUGCUGAUGGCAACUCCCAACAACUCAUCAUUCAAGAAGCAACUGCACAAGUGCGCCCUCAUGCAGUUUGUGCGGUAUUGCGGGGUGUCAACUUUACCCAGGCCAUGUACCAGAGCUUCAUCGACCUCCAGGACAAGCUGCACCAGAACCUAUGCAGAAAGAGAAGCCUGGUUGCCAUAGGAACCCAUGACCUUGACACCAUCCAAGGUCCCUUCAUCUACAAUGCAAAGCCACCGGCAGACAUCAAGUUCAAGCCUCUCAACCAGACCAAGGAGUACACAGCUGUGGAGCUCAUGCAAUUAUACAAGUCUGACAGCCAUCUAAAGCACUUCCUUCACAUUAUUGAGGACAAGCCUGUGUACCCCAUCAUCUAUGACCAGAAUGGUGUGGUCCUGUCCAUGCCACCUAUAAUCAAUGGUGAGCAUUCAAAGAUUACACUGAACACCAAGAACAUCUUCAUCGAGUGUACGGCCACGGACCUGCACAAGGCUAAGAUGGUGCUGGACUCUCUGGUCACCAUGUUUUCUGAGUACUGCCAGACACCGUUCACAGUGGAGUCUGGAGAAGUCAUCACCCCAGAUGGUACCAAGCUCACAUAUCCUGCUCUGCCCUACAGAGAGGAGAUUGUUGAUGUGGCCUGGAUCAACAAAAGUGUGGGGAUAAGUGAGAGUCCUGAGUCCAUAGCCAAACUACUGACCAGGAUGUGCUUGUCAUCGGAGGUUGUGGAAGAGUCAAAGGUCAAAGUUGAGAUCCCACCCACAAGAUAUGAUAUCAUCCAUGCAUGUGAUAUCAUGGAGGAUGUGGCUAUAGGAUAUGGCUACAACAACAUCCAGAUGACCAUACCUAAAACCAACACCAUAGCAGACCAGUUUGGGCUGAAUAAGGUCGCAGACCUCCUGAGACAAGACAUCGCAGCUGCAGGCUUCACAGAGGUUCUGUCCUUCUCAUUGUGUUCUAGAGAUGAUGUAGCAGGGAAACUGAACAAAGACAUUGACUCCUCUGGAGCUGUUCACAUUGCCAACCCCAAAACCCUAGAAUUUCAGAUUGCUAGAACAACCUUGCUUCCAGGCAUCCUGAAGACUGUUGCCUCCAACAAGAAGAUGCCUCUGCCCAUGAAACUGUUUGAGAUCUCAGAUAUCAUGCUACAGGACAAGGACAAAGAUGUUGGUGCGAGGAAUGAGCGCCACUUCUGUGCGGUGUACUACAACAAGAACCCCGGGUUUGAGAUCAUCCACGGCCUGCUGGACAGGUUCAUGCAGCUGUUGGAGGUUCCCUACAGUAAGGAGGGGAGUGGCUACUUCAUCAGGGCAGCUGAUGAUCCCACCUUCUUCCCCGGGCGCUGUGCAGAGGUUGUAGUGAAAGCUCAGGUGGUGGGAAAGCUGGGAGUUCUUCAUCCUGAUGUCAUCACCAAGUUUGAACUCAACAAUCCAUGUGCAGCUCUGGAAAUCAACCUCGAAGCACUGCUUUAACCAAUCAGCUGUUAGCUUUAGGGUGGUGUAGUAUCCUAUAGGAAGUGGCUAUGAUUAUCCCAUCAUGCAGCAUCCUCUUAGAAUGUCAAAUAUGGGCAUGAAGCUUAUCAUGUGACCAUGCAAUUCUGUCACAUUCAGAAUGAUUACUCCAUCAGCUUUGCAACCUUGUGUCUGGCAAAGAACAGUCAUGAGAUAUUGCAUGAAAAGGGCUUUAUUCCACUUUAAGAACAUAUUGAACAAUUUGCUGGAAGUAAUGUGACUGACAGUCCAAUGUAUGCUCAAAGGUAGUAUGUAGGAAUGGAUAUUGGAGGGAACAACAACAGUAAUAUAUAAGUUAAGGAAAAGGGGCAUAGACAAGAGAAGGGUAGGGAUUAAUAAGGGUAAUAUAAGGUUUCUUGGGAGACACUGUAAGAUGUAAAUUGGUACCAUAUCUGUGGUUCAGAUAUGGCCACAGACUAGUCAAUGUGGGAAAACUGUGUACUAUAAUUAAAACAGGCUACUUGGUGAGAUGACCCUGCUUCCCCUAUGUGUGAUGCUACAGUAUGAGGAACCUACAAUAUGAGAUCUUCACAAAAUUAUCCAAUUGGCAACUAUGAACACUUCCUUGUAGAAUGACUAGAUAGUAAUUGUCAAAAUCUAUGUUAUACAGUACAGCCACCAUCCAUGGAUGAAGGUCCUUUUGUGUGAAAAUAGCUUGUCACUGGUGACGUUUGGCUCAGGGUGUCACAAUCUUGUCAAUGAUGGGUAGAUAGUUUUAAUAUCUAACGUUUGAAAUGCUUAAAUGAAUGGCAGGACUGUAAAAUUUGACAUGGGAGUGAGACUCAACAUUUGUUAAUGAAAAUAUCUACAAAAUCUUAUAUUUCGAAUUUUGUGUAGUUUAAGUGUGUAUGAAGAUGAUUUUAAUAUCUACAUGCCUAUAUUUGUCAUUAUCAUUACUUGAUACUACAUUCUGUAGGCUUAUGCACUUUUCAUGCCAUAACAGAAAGUGCAUUAUAAGGUGUUAUUUUGCAGAUGAAAUAUUGAAAUAUACCGUUACUCUCUUACUCAAAAAAAAAUUUCUAUGCGCAUGUAUGACAAAAAGUUAAAAGAAGUUUCCUGUUUUGAACAAUUUUCCUGAUAGUUAUAACAUUACCAAUCUGCUAAGACUUGUAACAUUGACCUAAAGCUGCCCAUUGCUAUGAAUAAAGGACCAACUUUCAGUA
Messenger RNA from Branchiostoma floridae (Florida lancelet), 3097 nucleotides. Its product is annotated as phenylalanine--tRNA ligase beta subunit-like. The coding region runs from base 129 to 1895 and encodes 588 amino acids. NCBI's taxonomy places the organism in Eukaryota, Metazoa, Chordata, Leptocardii, Amphioxiformes, Branchiostomatidae. The transcript is spliced from 18 exons. Gene Ontology annotation, cellular component: phenylalanine-tRNA ligase complex; cytoplasm. The record is from RefSeq and is a predicted model, not a curated record. Gene Ontology annotation, biological process: phenylalanyl-tRNA aminoacylation. Gene Ontology annotation, molecular function: phenylalanine-tRNA ligase activity; ATP binding; RNA binding.